GCGAGGCAUCAGUGAGGCGAUAGCGACCUCAUCAUGCAGCGAUGAGCUCGCUGCACAUUGCCUUCAUCGGCCGCUGCUGCUGCUGACCCAGCUGCAGGGUGAGAGGACUUGAGAGUGGAGGCAGGCACAGCGCAGGAGCACCCACCAUGCAGCGGGCUGACACGUCACAGGUGAGAUGCACAACCGACAGAGGCCCAGCACAGCGAGAAGGAAGACAAGGGCAGAUGCCAGAUCUUUCAAAGGCACAUCACACCCCAUCCUCUGCCCUGCUCUCUCUGUCUUGUGUGGUGCUGUUGUUGUGUACUGUGCAGGUGCCUGGGUUUUUGGCCAAGACUUACGAUUUGCUUGAGGAGGGGCAGUGGAGCGAUAUGAUCUCAUGGAACAAAGCCGGGGAUGCCAUCGUGGUAUGUGGGUACCGUACCAGCAGCAUGACCCUGCGCUGCUUGUAGACACGACACAGUACAGUGAGUGGCUGCUGUGUGUUGACUGAUUGAUUGCACUGGGUGGGGUGUGGUGGUCGGUGGUGGCAGGUGAAGGACUCGACGGCCCUGGCGGAGACGGUGCUGCCCCGCCUCUUCAAACACAACAACUACACAUCGUUCGUCAGACAGGUACACAAGCGUGCAAUCACGGGGGGCUUGGGCUCACACAGAUGCCGACCUCAUCUGGCUCUCUCUGUGUGUGUGUGUGUGUGUGUGCUUCUAGCUGAACAACUAUGGCUUCACCAAGAUCACCAAGACGCGCAACGAGUCCGCGGCCAACGGCAUCGACGAGUUCCGGAACGACCUCUUCAAGAAGGGACAGAGGUACGGUGGGUGGAAGCAGGGCGGGCAGGCAGGGGCACGGCACUCUCUUCAUGUCUGUCUGUCUGUCAUUAUGCUUAUCUGUAUGUGUGUCUGAUGCGAUGCUUAGGUACAUGCUGCGGAUGAUCCAGCGGAAGGUGCCUGACAUGGGCGGGGCGGCCUCACAGGUCACCAAGGAGGUCUCACAGGCAUUUGCCCUCAUGCAAGACAAACUGGUCAGCACGCACCACAGACAGAAUUGAUUGCCCACGCGCGGCACUGCACGUGUGCAUCUGUCUGUCUGUCUGUCUGUGUCUGUCAGGUGGAGAGUGAGGAGCGGCUGGCGUCGAUGGCGGCGGAGAUGCGCAAGUUUCGCAGCACCGUCCAGGACCAGAUCACCCAGCUGUGGCAGGAAAACAAGACGCUUCGGGUGAGUGAGCCAUCGAUCCGCCAACAGCCAAUCCAAUGGCAGCCAGCCGUAUGACUAUGACAUGUCCGUUCGUUCCUGUGUUUGUUCCCUGCCCUGCAGGAUGAGCUGAACCGAAUGCGCCGGCAGCAGGGGCUCAACCCGCUGGAUGAGAGCGAGUAUGUGAUGUUAUGUGACCAGAGAGCGACCUUCCCACCCCAGCGAGCUGAGCUCAUGUUCACGUGCAUCUUAUGUUGGUGUGUGUGUCAUGUCAUGUGUGCAGGUCAGCUGCAGCAGCAGCACAGGCGGCGACGAGCAUCAACUGCGCCAACGUGCUGCUGGAGUGUCUUGCGGAUGGCCAGGGCCACAUGCCCGCGCCUCCCCAGCCCUCCCCCGCCGUCAUCCACCACCACCACCAGUCGGCACACACGCAGGAGGUGCCCCCCGGCCCCCCCGGGCCGCCAUUUCUCCAUCCCGACCUUCUCAGGAUGUCAUCUCCGGUGCGCGCCGCACCAUGACAGACAUGACGACGACCGAUCACACACAACUGUCAGUCAUGUGUGUCAUGUCAUGUGUUGCCUGUCGUUCUCCAGAUGCCGCCAUUCUCUGCUGCUGAGGGAAUGAACCCUCCCGCUCCCGGCCAGAUGAUGGGCAUGCCAGGCGCCAUUGGAGGCAUGGGAGGCGCCGCGCACAAAUGGGAAGCCAUGCAGCAGUCACCUGCACCAGCAGCGGCCGCAGCCACAGACCCGUCAGCCAUCUUUCCCUGGGCAGCAGCAGCAGCAGCGGCAUCGGCCACCGGCGUGGGGGUGCACACCACCCACCCCACAGAAGCACCGCCCCCCAAGAGCGACCAGGUCCCCCACCGCCCCCCGCACCAGGCCCUGCUGCCCUUCCUCAGCCCAGCACUGCCGGGCGCCCCUGUCUCGCCACAGCCCUUCUCUACCGACAGAAUGCGCGCCGCCCUCCUCAGUGGUGUGCUGAGCGCUGGGCUGGCACAGCAGCACGCCCGAUCCCUAAUGCAGAUGCAGCAGAUGGCCGGCAGAUUUGGGCAGCAAACGGGUCCUGGCGUUGAUGCGUCGGAGGGAAUGAUGCCUGCGACUCAUGCGGCGGCAGCAGCAGCAGCAGCAGCUGCUGCCGGUGGAGGGGGAAUGGGCGCCAGCAUGGCGGGGCUUAUGAUGCCGCCAGACAUGGCAAUGCCCGACAUGUUCUCACUCGGUACCGAUGGGCCGGGGACACAGCGACGCACGCCGACAGACAGACACUCAUCUGCUCUUGUUCUCGGCUCUCUCUCUCUCUCUCUGUGUGUGUGUGUGUGUGUGUCUGUGUGCCUGAUGCAGGGACCACCCCUCCUCACCCUCCCCCUAGCUCGGAAUUCGCGCAUCUGCCAGCCCUGUUUCAAGCGACCAAAAACGAGAUCGCUGCUGCCGAUGCGCUGCUCGCAAAGGCGCCGGCGACAGCAGCAGCAUCUACCGCCCACAGCGAGACCCAAGGCGGCUCCCUGGAUGAGGAGCGUCCUGAUGAGGGGACAGCAUCGGUUGCUGGUGGGCGGAAGCGGCCUCAGGAUGCCCUGAGAAGCGGCGGCAGACACCCGAGCAGCAGCAACGCCCUCACCAAGGAGAAUUUCCAGUUCGCUGGUGAGACACACAGCACCGCACCAUUCAUGAGUCGAUCGAUCGGUUGCUGUGCUGCAGGUGGCCCCAUGGCGUCUCCGCAACGUGGCCUCUCGUCAGUGCCAUAUGCACCCCGGCCGUCAGGUGCGUGCGAGCAGGACGACAAGAGUGUCAGCGGCAGCAGCUAUAACGGCAGCAACAGCCCCCAGCUCGCCGACAAGCACGACCCUUCCUGUUGGCCCCCCUACGACCAGACCAAGCGGCCGAGGCGCAUGGGGGUGGAGGGAGGGGUGGGGGACGGCUUUGACGCCAGCCAUCUUCAUGGGCAUGGGCCCUCGGCUGCUGCUGCUGCUGCUGCUGGCGAUUGGCCAGGAGGCCACGGAGGAGAGAGGGGAUCCGACGACCAGAAUGAUGCUCUGAAGGUACCUAUGGUGUGAUUCAUUGACUAAGAUCUCUCUCUGUGUGUGUGUGUGUGUGUGCGUGUGUGCGUGUGUGUUCAGGUAGGGUUCGAUUUUCGGAGUCUGUUGGAGUUACCUCCUGGGGCCCUCGCUGCAGCCGUAGCUGCUGCAGCCGCCAACCCGCCAUCACUGCAGUCGCCACCGCCCACAUAAUUAUUAAUGAGGCUGAACGCGGGCAGGGCAGUGAGGCCAAGCAAGGCACUAUGGCCGUGGGGGAGUUUCUUGUGCUGACAUUUAGUACUGUCUGUCUGUCUGUCUGCGUCAUGAAGUGGGGAAGCCAGCAGAGGGGAGAGGAGGGGAGAGGGGUCAAUUAUUGAUUUUUGUAGCCAGAGAGAGCUCUAUCUAUCUGCCCGUCCGUCUGUUCUGUUUUGAGGCUCUGAGGGACGGAAGAAUGCAGCCAGCGAGAGACGUCUGUCUCUCUGUGUGUGAGAGCGAGUGGAUGUACACGAAAAUCAAUUAGCUAUGCCGAGGUGAGCGGGGCGAGGCGGGGCGGGGCGGGGCGAGGAGAGGAGAGGAGAGGAGAGAGAUUGGGCCGAUCCAUAUGUCACCUGCAUACACACGCACAGAGAGAGAGAGAGAGAGAUUGGGGGCAGCCGUGACUCUGCUGCAUGUGUGAGCGUCUUGUCUGUGUCCAUCACGAUGUGUGAGGCAUUCUGAUAGAAUCUGCCGAAGCGUGAUGCGUACAUGCAUGUGAUGAUGGCAUAAUGGCCGUCUGUCUCCCUGCCUCUGACUGACUGACUGACCAAGUGGGAAAAUGACUUUGUCCACCGAUGGCAGCCAGCUGGUGCCACAUCCAUCCAUCCAUCCAUCCACACGUAUUUUUCACCGAGCGAUUUUGCUGCAUGCGCAUGAAUGCAUGAGCGAACGAAUUUGCAUGAUGUGCGAUGAGUGAGUGAGUGGAGAUAACAAAUGCACACUAAACGGGUCGGCGGCGAGACAAGCGAUGAUGGGCGUGUGCGUGCGGCCUUAACGAG
Messenger RNA from Vitrella brassicaformis, 4230 nucleotides. The record is from the annotation of a GenBank genome assembly. NCBI's taxonomy places the organism in Eukaryota, Vitrellaceae.